Cavenderia fasciculata is the source of this 1869-nucleotide messenger RNA. RefSeq lists its product as uncharacterized. Lineage: Eukaryota; Evosea; Eumycetozoa; Acytosteliales; Cavenderiaceae. Gene Ontology annotation, cellular component: NatC complex. Gene Ontology annotation, biological process: N-terminal peptidyl-methionine acetylation. The transcript is spliced from 10 exons. The record is from RefSeq and is a predicted model, not a curated record. Bases 1 to 1869 code for a protein of 622 amino acids.
AUGAGUAGUAGUAGGAAAGAUGAACAACACAUUGAUGAAGAAUGGGAAGAUAUGAUUCCUACAUUGAAAGAUGCUUCAAAUGAUAGUGCUACACUUGCACUUGAGAUUGGUAAUACCAAGUUGGAUAGUUCCUAUGACCCAGAGCUGUUGGGUGUGACACCACAGUUGUUGUGGGAGAUGGGAAAGGUACCAAAAGAUACUACUCUAUCGAUUAAACAAGUCAUUGAAUUGAUUGAUACUUUAAUGGGAUUAGAGGUUGGAUGGAUUGAAGGUAACCCUAUAUCAUUUACAUUAUUCAAUUGCAUGUAUUUACAUGUAUACAAGAAAUUAGAAAACAAAUAUUUGUCAACCUAUAUCAAAAUGUUAUUAUUAUCUUGUGAUGUUUGUUUUACUCAUGUAUCAAGAGGUGAUAUUUGUUUGGAAGAAGAUUUUAGUAUGGCAACAUUUGAUUUUGAUUAUGCAAGUGGAGAGAAUGCAAUUGAAUUAACAAAGAGAAUCAAUGAAUUGGAAAAUGAAUUGGGUACAGAAAUUAAAUCUUUGGAAGGAAAAGAAGAUUCUUUUGAUACCAUUAAUGAUUUAAAAGAUUUAGCUGAAAGAUUAUCAUUUAGAAAGAGUUACUAUAUUGUAUUAUUUUCAUUAUUAUCACCAAAUAUGACAUUGGCAACUAAAUCAUUGGCCAAUAUUCAAAUUGUUUUACAAUCAUUGAAAACAAAGGCAUCAAAGCGAACUGCUGCUGCCAAGGUUAAUUUACCCGAUGGUAUUUUCAAUCCACAAGUGGUCAAUCAAAACAUGUCUUAUGAUGAGCGACAUUGGAUCGGUGUUCAAGAUGCCCUAUGUGAUGGAGUUUUACCAAAACAAGCCAGCUGCAUCGUCCAACAAACAACAACCACAGCCACAAAACAAUUUGUCGCGAUUGGUAAAUUGACACCACACAUUAUCGUGCGAUCGAUCAUGCGUCGUCUACUCUUUCCCAAUCCCACCCAACAGUUUUUCAGAGCCAAUGACUUGCAACACGCUCUCUUGGACUGGAUGGGAGAUUUUGGUGUACCCUUUUCGUACUUGACCAACAAGGAACCCGAUUUCCAAAAGUUCCUCGAUCACUUUUCUGUUGCCUUUCAAAAAAUACUCAUCAACACUGCACUAAAUCGCGCACGUCAACGUAGAAAGCUCCGUUACUGUCUGUUUGACCUUUCGAUUCUUCAAAACGAGGCUGACAUGAUCGACAAUAACCUCGCCAAGGACAAGACACAAAUCUCUCUCAUGAGGCAAAGAAAAGCAGUCACCAAGUCUGCCGGUCCAAGCAAGAAUGCUCCCGCUGCUGCCAACAAAUCAAACAACGCAAAUCCACCACAACCAGAGAUACCACCAGCAACUCCCGAGAGAUUAUUAAUUCAAGCACACAGACUUGUAUGCAAGUCAAUGUUUAGAGUCAUGACUGUUAUGGAAAUCAUGGAAAAGGUCAAAAAACCAGACAGUCCAUUCAGUUCACCAACCAUGCGAUUCCUCAAGCGAUUCGACAUAUUCAACAACCCUCCUUACCAACAACCAGAAGCUCUCACCAUCGAACAAUUCAACGAGGCCUCUGACCCAAAGGGAAGCAGUGCCUUUUCUAUUUUGGCAUCUGUCAUGGAGUUGACAAAACUUGUCAAACAAACUUUGGAAUCUUUUAACAAAUUCGAACCUGCUCCUCCAUUUUAUUUAAUUGAAGAGUCUAAAUUAAUUCAACGUGCAAAUUUAUCUUUAAUUUUAUUUAUUCUUAAAUUAUUACCAAAAGAACAUGAAUCAUUACCAGCAAAUACUGAAAUUAAUACACCAAAGGGAUCAUUAGUCUUGGAUAUUACAAAGUUCACUGUGCACAAGGAGGGUUGA